AGCCUUCAACAACAAAAGAGAGAAAUUUCCCUGCGAAAAUGUUAGUCAUUGAUAACCCCGUACGUGAAUGGAUAUUGCCGUAGGUGGUACACAGAGUUCGUGUGCUUGUCUAUUCUAAUGCACAAUUAUUGCGAACCCAUAGGAAUUGAUAGAUAAAAUGGGGGAUGGGAUAUUUUUGUAUUUUACCCUCUUCCCCUUCUCACUCUAUUCCAUCUUGCUUGCUCUCUUUCACCGUGUAACUAGGAGAGCAAUUACAGCAGCAUUCGAUCUGCCAAUUUCCCACAGGGCCGUCUUAUUUGACGGCGAAGUGAGCGAACGGGGAGGACGAUGUUCUGAGUGUGAGCAGUGGGGCGCGGGCUUUCUUGUCGCAUAGGCAGAGGAAACUGACUUCAAUCCAAAACACUGGCCGUUGCCAUCAUCGUCAUCUUCAUUAGCUUAAUUCUCUCCUACUGAAAUCAGUGGAGACGGAGCGAGUGAGUCGCAUUGCUGGGGUGAGCUUCUUUGUCGGGGGAAAGUAUUUUAGAAGGAACGAUGGAGACAAACCUGACCAACUGGAGUGAUUUUCUUGUCCUGGGAUUGUUUCUCUUUUUCUUGGGGAUUGGCUGGACGUUCAGCCGGUGUUACCGAGAAUUCUCACGGGAUUGCGACUCUACAUGCCGGAACAAUGUGAUGGAUACGUGCUUCGAACGGUCUUCAUUAGAGGCUGUCGCCGUGCUAUGCUUCACCGGACUUGUACUCUUCAUUGAGCUUCUCCGGAGUGGAUUAAGUCGCAGUUCCGGGCAUCAAAACAGAUGGAAUGUUUGGAUGGUGUGGGGGCCGUUGAUCCCUUACUCCUUCGCCCGGAUCGCCGCGGACCGUUGGUGGACGCCGAGUGCGUGGCGCUUCAUCAGCCGGCUGUGUCUCGCCGCAACGUUCCUGUGCCAUUUUACAGCUCUCAAGGACCACGUGUGUAAAUUCCCAGUUGGAACGGACCGCGCGAUGUACGAGCCCCAACUACUGCUCACCCUGGCGACCGCCAUGGUCAUUCUUGGGGAGACUUUUCUGCCCCAAAUGCAACGUAUACGAUGGAUUCGCUGCGGCUGCACCAUGGUGCAGGGAAUUUGGUGUAUUCAGGUCGGGUUCACGCUCUGCGUGAGCGGUAGACAGUGGCAGAAUGAAGACGCUGUCAGGCUAACGGUCGGCCUUAUUUUCGCAUGGCAUGUCGCCCUCACAUCUUUGAUUGUUUAUUUUGUGCGUAAAACUGUCAAAGCUGCCCUAAGUGCGGACCCGUAUAUCGAGGGAGAAAUGGAACCCUAUGAUGAAGACUAUGAUUUCAUGAGUGUGUACGACGACAAAGAAGAGACCAUGGAUAUCAAAACUGUACUAUAAAACAGGGCUAUUACUAAAUACUAAAAAUUACCUUUUCCAAAGUGGAAACUGUAUACAAUUUGGAUAGCUGUCAAAGUGUAAGUUUGAUUUGUAUAUACACAAGAUUAUCUCUUAAAAUACCAAAUAAUAUCACUACAAAUCUUUUUAUUUUGAAAAAUGCAGCUGCCACAACUAAACUGUUUGAAAGUACCGUGCUGCGAAGUGGAUCAAAGGUUACCGUAAACAUGUCACUAUAUAACUACGUUGUGCAUGUUUCCUUGCAACCUUCCGUCGCACUAGACUUCGUGUCACUAUUAUGAAGGAAAAUGUUGCGACCAUCUUGGUUUUUCCCCGUAUAAUUUAAUGUGUCCCAAACCGAGGCUGGAAGGAGAAAUGGCAAUGGCAUUUUUGUGUGUGUACGGUGAACAUAUAUGAAUCAAAUGGUUACUGCUGUUGGAUACAAGGAACAUGAACAAGAUGGCGUUUUCUCGAUAAUAAAUAAGAAUAUGUUGUUUAGCACCAUGUGUAAUCUACUUGCUGGGCUAAUUAUGAUCGUUUGAGAACAUUGUCUCGUUGUAUAGUAUAUUAUUGCCGAUGACAUGAGCAUGAGUCGAAACUAGAAACGUUAAAGGCACUGGACACUAUUGGUAAUCACUCAAAAUAAUUAUUAGCAUAAAACCUUUCUUGGUGACCAGUAAU
Molecule: messenger RNA, 2046 nt
Organism: Asterias rubens (European starfish)
Lineage: Eukaryota; Metazoa; Echinodermata; Asteroidea; Forcipulatida; Asteriidae
Product: transmembrane protein 45B-like
Exons: 1
Coding region: 532-1368 (278 amino acids)
Source: RefSeq, a predicted model, not a curated record